This is a messenger RNA of Vigna radiata var. radiata (mung bean), 2437 nucleotides long. Its product is annotated as probable membrane-associated kinase regulator 2. The transcript is spliced from 2 exons. The record is from RefSeq and is a predicted model, not a curated record. Gene Ontology annotation, cellular component: plasma membrane. Lineage: Eukaryota; Viridiplantae; Streptophyta; Magnoliopsida; Fabales; Fabaceae. The coding region runs from base 346 to 1518 and encodes 390 amino acids.
UAGGCUAGGUAAGAUACUUGUACACUGCAAAAUUAAAUAAUGGAUAAUGAAUUCAAUGCUAUAGAAAGCAGCCCCACUCACAGAUUUACUCUUACUUCAAUUCAACCCUUAUUUUUUAUCUGACUCAUUUCACAUGACAAACCCUGCACCAUGCACCAACCAAAGGAAUCUCAAAUAUUUAAUAAAUAAAUCAAACCUCUCUCUCUGUUUCUCUCUGUUUCUCUCUCUGUUUACUCUCUCCCUCACUAUUCCACUAUUGUAAACUCCAUUAAGAAAAAAAAAUCACUCUUUUCUUUUCUCUACCCUUCUUUCUCUCUCUCUCUCUGUAUACUGGCUCUCCCGACCAUGGAAGCUUUCACCUUGCUCAAAUACUGGAGAGGCGGUGGCGCUCUCGGAAUCCCGCCUUCCUCCGACACUCCCUCUUCACGCGCCGCCCCCACCACCACUAUCCUCGCCGCCGUCGAAAACGAAAAUGCAACCGAAAGCGACGAAGACAACGACGACGACGGACCCUUCUUCGACUUAGAGUUCACCGUUCCCGACGAAGAAGCUAACGAAAAUACAAACGGCAACAACACCCGAGAAGACGGCGAAGACGAAGACGAAGACGAAGAAGAAGAUAUUAACAUCGAAGAAUCAGACGGCGAGAGAGAGUUUAAGUUUACUCUGUCCCCUUCGAGCAACGACCGUAGUGAUCCCAACCUUUCGCUGUCUCCGUCGGAGGAUCUGUUUUUCAAGGGAAAGCUGCUGCACGUGGACCCUUCCUCUUUCUCCUCCGAACCUAACUCCAAGCCUCAGUUCACCGCCUCCCUGCUAAAAUCCGCCACCAAAUUCCGCGUCUUCAUGUUGGGCCUCAAGAAGCCCAAGCCCACUGACAAAGACAAGGACUCCAACGCCACCACCAACAACAACGUUUCCGAUUCCGCAAAUCCAGAGGCCCACAAAGACAAGAAGCACUUCACCGUCAAAUUCAAAGUGGAAGAGGUCCCCAUCGUCUCUCUCUUCACCUCCAAAGGAAACAACAAAACCCAAAAACACACUUCCAACGAACAACCACCACCGUCCGAAGAGAAGCGUUUCACCAAAGAAGUCGUGCAAAAAUAUUUCAAAAUGGUUAAGCCUCUCUACGUCAGAGUCUCCCGCCGCUACGCCGACAAGCUCACCUUAAACUCCGCCGCUAAAUCACCUCUUCCAACGCCCACGCCCGAACCCGAACCUGUUGUCGCCGCCGCCGCCGCCGAAACUCACCUCAAGACAACUCAAACACAAAAACUAUCUGCAGGGCUUAGCGUCGUGUGUAAACAAUUAGGGAAAAGCCGCUCGGCGUCUUCGGCUGUGGCGGCGGCUCCGCCGCCAUUUGUGUCUUCGAAGCGGCGCGAUGAUUCGCUGUUGCAGCAACAGGAUGGAAUUCAGGGUGCCAUUUUACACUGCAAGAGAUCCUUCAAUGCCUCCAGAGCUGUGUCUGUUUGUACUUUGUGGAAACAGAGUGCGAGUCUUCUCAGCUUCCGCGUUCGGUGAGCCAUCCAUCGCACGAGAUAUCCAUGAAUGAAGGCAAUGAGAAGCGCCUUUCGACAUGAUAAAAGAAAUGUUGGUUCCUUUCGAGUGUCACCACCGGCGGUGUCAGUGUAAAAAGGAGAAUGUUAUUACUUAGAUUAGAUUAGAUUUUACACUACAAGGAAGUGAAAAAAAAGAAAAGAAAAGAAAAGGUAAAAGGAGAGUGGUGGGGCUGCAUGAUUUGUUCAGAUGAAUGAAGCUCGUCACCCAUUAGCGUAGUGGCUCUCUUUUUUCUUCCUUGGUAGUGUAAACUGUAAAGCUCUUUCCGAUAAAGCGAAAGAAGAAACAGAGCUUUUCCGUGUAUGUUUCUCUUGGACGUAUCUCUAUGUAUCUAUGUAAUGUAGCUCUAGCCAGGCCACAUCAAAUACCACCCUAAAUCUACUCCUCCUGUACAAAUUGUUUUCCUUUACUUUCUGGGUACCAUUGACUUCCUUCCUUAUUUUCCUUUCUUUUUACUGGGGGCUGAAUAAUCGAUACUUUAAAAGGUGAUUCGUGAAUCUAAUGUCUGUGUGGACACAAUUGGGUAUUUUUUAAACCUGGUGUAGUGGUCAAGGUGGGGGUAGAAAGAAUGGUUCGGCUAAUAAUUAUUGCUGUUGAUUUCAUAAAGUUUGAAACUUUUAAUAAUAUGAAGCAUGAUAGUUACUCGAGAAGAGGGAAAAUGCGGUCAGAGAAGUGGGAAAGAGAGCGACAUGAGCAGUGAAAGUUCGAUUUUCUUUUGGGGAAGAUAGGAAAAGAGUGUUUGAACGAGAAAAGAGAGUGAGGAGGGUGGAAAUGGAAUUUAACACAGCAUAAUAAGGGCGUGAAUGCGAGAAAGAGGCACGUUCUGUGCUGCAUUUGUUUGUAUAAAAAUAAAUAAAACUGGUUUGGGUCUUUGGCUCUGCAA